This is a messenger RNA of Tripterygium wilfordii, 1246 nucleotides long. RefSeq names its product ATP-dependent Clp protease proteolytic subunit 6, chloroplastic. The coding region runs from base 53 to 868 and encodes 271 amino acids. The transcript has 9 exons. Gene Ontology annotation, molecular function: serine-type endopeptidase activity; ATPase binding; ATP-dependent peptidase activity. Gene Ontology annotation, cellular component: endopeptidase Clp complex. Gene Ontology annotation, biological process: protein quality control for misfolded or incompletely synthesized proteins. NCBI's taxonomy places the organism in Eukaryota, Viridiplantae, Streptophyta, Magnoliopsida, Celastrales, Celastraceae. The record is from RefSeq and is a predicted model, not a curated record.
AUAAAUAAAAUCCUCUUCCGGUAGCAAAUUGAGAUACAUCGUCACAGCAACAAUGGUAGCGUCAGCUCUCUCGGCGUCCGUGAGCUUCUCCGUUUCUUCUCACCGCCGGAGCCCCUUUAGUUCCUUGUUUUCUGACAGACACUCUACGAGCUCGGUCGUCUCUUCCUUGCAAAUUCCACACGGGAAUUCUCUGGCGACUGGAUUGUCCAGUAGAGCUACUGGGUUAGCAAUAAAGCAUGGCGAGAAGAAUUUAGUUGAUUCUUAUCCAAGAACAAUCGCAGCCAAAAGCAAUAAUCCACCCAUAAUGCCAGCAGUCAUGACUCCAGGGGGACCUUUGGAUCUCACUUCUGUGUUACUGAGGAAUCGCAUAAUAUUUAUUGGGCAGCCGAUCAAUUCCCCGGUGGCUCAGCGAGUUAUAUCUCAACUUGUGACUCUAGCAGCUAUUGAUGAAGAUGCAGAUAUUCUGGUAUAUCUGAACUGCCCUGGUGGUAGCACCUACUCUGUAUUGGCAAUUUAUGAUUGCAUGUCGUGGAUAAAGCCUAAAGUUGGCACAGUAUGUUUUGGGGUGGCUGCAAGCCAGGGAGCACUUCUUCUUGCCGGUGGAGAAAAGGGGAUGCGCUAUGCAAUGCCCAAUGCACGUAUUAUGGUACAUCAACCACAAAGCGGAUGUGGGGGUCAUGUGGAGGAUGUGAGACGCCAAGUAAAUGAAGCAGUUCAAUCUCGCCAUAAAAUUGACAAAAUGUAUGCUGCUUUUACCGGUCAACCGCUUGAGAAAGUGCAACAGUACACUGAGAGGGAUCGUUUCUUAUCUGCUCCUGAGGCGUUGGACUUUGGUCUUAUUGAUGGUAUCUUGGAAACUGAAUAUUGAAGUCACACAUGCCUAAGAUGGUGAGGUGCUCUUACAUACAGCAAUUUGUUCCAUCGUUGUUUCUGAAGAAGUUUGCUAGAGCGACCGUAAUGUGAAAAUCAAUAUGACAAUGAGGUUGAGGAACCCAACAUGUUAUGCUGUUGGUUAAUGAUUUUGGAGAAUUGGAGAGCUCAAUGUAACAAGUUGUUAUUGUUCUUUCUACAACCUCUUGAAACAUGAAUUAGUAGUUAACUAGUUAUCAGUUGCAUCAUUGCAUUUCACAUCCAACGGUGAAAUGAUGUUUUCAUUACUGUUCUCAUUCCUCUUAAGGAAUUGUCACAUUUGGUUUAAACUUUAAAGUCAGAGCUCUUGUUAUCUAUGAACUGGAUACUUGAUCAA